This is a messenger RNA of Leptosia nina, 432 nucleotides long. Lineage: Eukaryota; Metazoa; Arthropoda; Insecta; Lepidoptera; Pieridae. The record is from the annotation of a GenBank genome assembly.
AUGUACGACGAUUUAUGCACUUGUGUUCAGUUGUUGCAGAAAUUGCAUAGCUUACAGAUUAUACUUACAACGUGGCUAAUGUUUUCAAGUGCUGUCAGCGCUGUGGCGCUCGUCAGCACUGAGAAGACAGACACCCCAUGGCUAUCAGCUGUUAAUGGACUUUUUCCCUUCUUCUGGUACAGCAUCGGUUGCUACAUCGACGAUCAGAUCAGACAAGAAGUUGAGAGGACAGAUCUCAUCAUAAUAAAACUCCUAAUCGACUUUCGCUGCGAUGACACCACUAAAGAUAUCCUCAACGUGUUGAAGCAAGCGAUAAGUAUUAACACCCUGCAGUUCACAGCAGGGAACCUCUACCGCCUCAACUACGCCACCAUGUUGGGGACUCUUGUUAGUGUAAUCACAUACAGUAUAAUCGUCAUUCAAUUGUUUUAA